UCAGCUGGUCGCUCAGCAAGAAACGUUGGCUAGUCAUGAAUAAAGACCGCGCUCCGAAACGAAAUAUCGACGAUGAAUCGGAAACGGUAUUACCUUGCAAAGUUGCUAAAUGUGAGACGUUAGUAGAUUGUGAUCAAACUGUCAACGAAAACGUUUCUUCCAGGAAACCAAAUUUGUCUUACAUUGCGAUGAUUUCAAUGGCUUUACAAAGUGUGCCCUCAAAACAGAUGUUACUGUCGGAGAUAUACGAGUGGAUUUCAGAACACUAUCCUUACUACAGACAGGAGGACAGGAGUUGGAGGAACAGUAUUCGGCACAACCUCUCCCUUAAUGAGUGUUUCGUCAAGUCGGGACGGAGCGAAAGUGGAAAGGGAAGUUACUGGUCCAUCCACCCAGCUAACAUGGAAGACUUCGGAAAUGGUGACUAUCGGCGACGUCGUGCGAGGCGUCGCGUGCGGAAAUGUGACGACGAGCUUCGGACACUGUGUGAACCGUCCUGUGUAUCCGGUGAGUCCACGCUACAGACACUACAAGCGUCACCCGUUGUCCAGUUCUACUCCGGGUACGUUCCUAUGAGCAGCACGUACGUGAGCACGAGUUAUCUAAACUCCAUGUUUGGGACGGAAAAAAUCCUUAACAGGGAAAACCAGGUCAGAAAUUUGCACCAGACCAACAGGUUUAUAUUGCCCAAUACCGUUUGCCUUCCUAAUCUCCAAACAUUUACUGGAAACAGGCUCAGUACGGAGGACUAAACAAGAAAACCUCACCUGCGUGUACCUGGUAGUAGUGCCAAGCCUUGUCUGGGGUCCAGAAAGCCGGGGCCGGGAACAACACCGAGUGAAGCUUGCACGUUCUCCUCUCGGUAUUAAAGAAGAACGAGACACAGUCAAUGGUACAGAGACAGUGAUAGGAACACAUUCCAAGGGAGACAACUUUCAUCGAGACCAGUUGCUUAUCACCGACGACAAAGUUCCUGUAUUUCUGCUGUUCGAUGGCUAUCACUGCAUUAUCAGAACCAUAUAUUUCUAUAACCACCAAGUGCAGUAAUAUCAAGAACGUUGAAAUGAACACAGAAGUUGUCAUAGUGGUGAGGUAUGCUACAGAUGCGUCUGUUUCAUUAUUUCUACGGCACCACACUUUUCUACAGUUAUACGACCGUUCAAACAAUUCAUGAAUUUUACUUCACGGAAAAUCUCAUUUUCUCCACUGUGAAGUCCGAUUCUCAUUGUAUGUUGCAAAUGUGGUAAUGACGCGGAAUGGUAAUUGGCCGAGCACGUCCCGGCCUGGUAACAAAUCCUCCAGUUAUUACAUGUACAAUCUGCAGUCAUGCACGGUCCAACCAGCGCUUGGAAUAUUUGCAAAGCGUCGAUGUGAAUAAGAUCAUUGUUGUUAAGGACAUAAACGGAUGACGGUAAUGAUGAUGUAAAUCGGGAAGUGUUUAUUUUGACUAGGAGAGUGCAGAGAAUUAUUCAUUUCGAUAUUGCUCUUCCACUUAAGACCAAACUAAAAUCGUGAAGUCAGAUAUGUAUAUAUGCACUAGACGGAAUAUCAAACAACUUCUGUAUACAUUUAUGAUAAGCACUGUAAUCCAAUGUUUGUUACGUUCACUUAGUUUUAUUACUUUUCUUUUUUCAUUUUUCUUUCCUUUUAUCGAGUGAAAAGAAGUCAUAUACGAAACG
This is a messenger RNA of Mizuhopecten yessoensis (Yesso scallop), 1679 nucleotides long. Its product is annotated as forkhead box protein A4-A-like. The transcript has 2 exons. The record is from RefSeq and is a predicted model, not a curated record. Bases 36 to 752 code for a protein of 238 amino acids. Lineage: Eukaryota; Metazoa; Mollusca; Bivalvia; Pectinida; Pectinidae. Gene Ontology annotation, biological process: cell differentiation; regulation of transcription by RNA polymerase II; anatomical structure morphogenesis. Gene Ontology annotation, molecular function: DNA-binding transcription factor activity, RNA polymerase II-specific; RNA polymerase II cis-regulatory region sequence-specific DNA binding.